Molecule: messenger RNA, 2123 nt
Organism: Cephus cinctus (wheat stem sawfly)
Lineage: Eukaryota; Metazoa; Arthropoda; Insecta; Hymenoptera; Cephidae
Exons: 3
Coding region: 747-2123 (458 amino acids)
Cellular component (GO): membrane
Molecular function (GO): glutamate-gated receptor activity
Source: RefSeq, a predicted model, not a curated record
AUAAAGUUGCCGGUGGCGCAGAGCUAUCGCCAUAGAUCCCUGGGAAAAUUGAAAGAUUCGUUGGAGUGCGAUGGAAAUUAUGAUGGGGUAACGUUGUUUGAUAAUGCAAGAGAUUCGAGCUCUUUCAAGAAGGAAUCUUAUUCUGUAGUUUUACCGAAAUAAAGAUUGAUUCUAACCUCAUCGCUCUGGUGGCAUGUCACAUGGGAGACUAGCUCGUAGCUGAUAUAUACGUACCGGGAAGAUCGUGUUCAGGAUGGAGGAAUGGUCAUUAUAUGUGAGGAUCCUGGGAGCAAGGAUAACGACGAACUUUGGCUAAUUCGUCGUUUCAGUCUUGUAAUGUGAGGAGCCGUACGUGUAUCGAGCUUAGACUGGGAAGGAUCAUGUCGGGGAGCUGUGGAGAUCCUGUGACUCUUAUUGACUGAAAUGUUCUCUCGUGAUAUAUCAGUACAAUUAUUGAAGAAGUUCAACCGUACACAACUAUCCUGGAUCUGAGCACCUUUAACAAUUCCAACGAUGACGUAGCAUCCUCAAUCGUCAAGAAAAGCAGUUACAUCGUUCGAAGAAAUAAAAAGCCAGCAGUGAAUCAAUUGUCCUUUUCGACGUUGUUUAUUCUAUGGUACAGCAGUGAAGGAUGCCCAUCGACUCAGGAUACAGAAAUUCUAAGUAAUAAGAUAAAAGAUCUCAAUUAUGAAAGAUCACGUGCCCCUUUGAUAUUGAUACUCCAAUCAAAAUUAAUUUGCACAAAAAUGGCAGAUCUUCUUCGAGAACUACAAGGACCACGAGCUUAUCGUUUGGUUAUUCUGACUUUAACAUUAGUGAAUGGUUGUCACGUUUCUCUACAUACUUAUGAUCAUUUCACACGAAUUUAUUCAAGUUUUUCAGAAAUCAAUAACAUCACCAUAUUUCCUAACAAUAUCCGAAAACUUAACGGUUUCAAGUUGAAAGUUGCUGCUGCACACAAUCCGCCGUAUGUGUAUCUCGACAGAGACAAGACAACUGGUCAGGCAAAUAAUAUGGAUGGACCCGAUAUACAAAUGAUAAACAUAAUAUCCAAACAAUUGGAUCUAGAUAUCGAAUUUUUACCACGAUUCAACGAAUUGUUCAAUGGAAAAUCGAGUAAUGGUAAACCCAUAGGCGUCGUUGUGGAGUUGUUUGAGCACAAGCAUGACCUCACUGCCAAUAGCAUCUACAUUCAUACGUAUAACGAGCAAUUCUCGCGUUUCGCGGAAAUGACUCGACCCUAUAAUUAUGCAACUCUAUCUGUAAUGAUAUUAUCAAACGGCGCAGUAAGCGUUGUGAAUAGUUUCGUGGGCGUGAAGGAAUUGACAAUUGUCUGUUGUUGUUUACUGGCUGCUAUUUGGCUCGGACUGUCGGUAGUGCCUAGGGAUCAUCCUGCUACAGGAAUAUUAAAAACCCUAGGGAGUCUUCUAGGAUCAGGAGUACCACUUUAUCCAAAAUGGUGGUCAGCUAAGCUUUCUUUAAUGUCAUUCACAGUAUUAUUCGCCAUUAUGUCUACCGACCUUCAAUCUUUAUUGACAAGUUCGCUGAUAUACGAAAUCGUUCCGAAUGAUAUCAAGACAUUGCGAGAAUUGGAAAGCAACGAAUACUCGCUCUUGUUAGGGGAAGGACAUUAUAAUAUGUGCUUUGGUCAUAAUCAUGAGCAGAAUAACCACAGUAAUUAUUACACAAGAUUGCAGGCUCGUGCGAAGAUACUCGAAAACAAGCAAUUAUGCGUACAACGACUUCUGGAAGGUGGGAAAAAUGGUAAAAUUGGUUGCGUCAUCGAGACCUAUAUUGGAUUGUGGUUUAUUAAGAAAUUUAGCGAAUUAGUCAUAGUCGAGGAGACGCUUUUGACGCAUUGGAAAGGAUUUGUAUUUUUUAAAGGAUACUAUGCUCUUCCGAUGGUUAAUAAAGUAUUGUCGAUCCUUACUGAAAAUGGUAUUACGAAUAAAAUUAUUGGAGACUACGUAGGUAUUAGACGUAAAGUAAUACCUAAAAAUGUGACCUAUCGGUUGACGUUAAAGAAUUUUUAUAAUACUAUCUAUGUAAUAGUUAUACUCUAUGCGAUAUCUAUUAUUGUAUUUUUAAUUGAGAUUUUAAUUGGACGUUAUACAAAAAUUUAG